This is a messenger RNA of Erigeron canadensis, 2484 nucleotides long. Its product is annotated as serine carboxypeptidase 1-like. Gene Ontology annotation, cellular component: vacuole. Gene Ontology annotation, biological process: proteolysis. Lineage: Eukaryota; Viridiplantae; Streptophyta; Magnoliopsida; Asterales; Asteraceae. Bases 16 to 2484 code for a protein of 822 amino acids. The transcript is spliced from 15 exons. Gene Ontology annotation, molecular function: serine-type carboxypeptidase activity. The record is from RefSeq and is a predicted model, not a curated record.
CCAGGGUGCUCUUCCAUGAUCGGAGCCAUGACAGAACUAGGACCCUUCAGAAUCAAUAGUGAUGGAAAAAACCUCUUCACGAACGAUUAUGCAUGGAGCAACGUUGCAAAUAUCCUGUUUCUGGAAUCCCCUGCUGGAGUGGGCUUCUCGUAUUCAAAUACAACUUCGGAUUAUGAUCAUUCUGGUGACAAGACCACUGCAGAUGAUAAUUACAUAUUUCUUGUUAAUUGGCUCGAGAGAUUCCCUCAGUACAAAACUCGUGACUUUUACAUUACUGGUGAAAGUUUUGCUGGGCAUUAUGUUCCUCAACUUGCAUACAAGAUUCUUAUUAACAACAAAAUAACAAAUCAAACCAUCAUCAAUAUGAAAGGGAUCGCUAUUGGAAAUGCAUGGAUUGAUGAUGAAACAAGUUUGCAAGGAAUGUAUGAUCAUUGGUGGACUCAUGCUAUUAAUUCAGAUGCAACUCAUGAUGCCAUAUUGAAAUACUGCAACUUUCCAAAUGAAUCUGAAAUGUGCCUAAAGAUUAUACGCAAAGCCUGGGAUGAGUGGGGAGAUCUCGAUGUGUACAACAUCUAUGCACCAAUUUGCUUGAAUCCUGAACAACGAAAUGCCUCUGCUACAACUGGUUCAAUAAAUGAAUUUGACCCAUGUUGGCAAAAUAUCCUGGUAGACUAUCUCAAUACCUCUGCUGUUCAAAAGGCAUUAAACGUGAAACCUACAUCAUGGGAUUUAUGCAGAGAUUCUUUUAUCACGAGCUGGAAUGACUGGGAAACUACGAUCCUCCCAAAAAUUAAGUAUCUCAUUUCAAAUGGCCAAAGGGUCUGGGUAUACAGUGGUGACAUAGAUGGCCGGGUUCCUGUUACUUCUUCUAGGUACUCAAUCAACGCCCUCAAUCUUCCGAUUGAGACGCCUUGGAGGCCAUGGUACCUCAACAAAGAAGUUGGGGGGUAUUUGGAGGGAUAUAAAGGAUUGCUUCUGAUAACUGUUAGGGGUGCUGACCAUACGGUUCCAAGAUACCAACCACAACGUGCAUUGACAUUGUUCUCGUCAUUCCUUGAAGGGAUACUCCCUCCUUCCUCCAAUGCCGAUAUUCAGGCAAACAAGUUUUUUGAGUUGCUAAAGUCAAAAAGAUCUGUAAGUUCACCUGUUCCUAACACAUGGGUCAUGUCGGAUGAAGCUACUCAGGAGUACUCUCCUGUGUACAUUGCACAACAAGAUGGUUUAGCAGAGGGUGACAAGAUUGAUGCCUUGCCAGGCCAACCUGCAGGCGUUAAUCUGAAUCAGUAUUCAGGAUAUGUGACGGUUAAUCAAACUGCUGGAAGGGCUCUUUUCUAUUAUUUCGUCGAGUCUCCCACUGAUUCUUACACUAAACCAUUGGUUUUGUGGCUAAAUGGAGGUCCAGGAUGCUCUUCCAUGAUCGGAGCCUUGACAGAACAAGGACCCUUUAGAAUCAAUAGUGAUGGAAAAACUCUCUUCAUGAAUGAUUAUGCAUGGAGCAACGUUGCAAAUAUGUUGUUUCUGGAAUCACCUGCUGGGGUGGGCUUCUCGUAUUCAAAUACAACUUCAGAUUAUGAUCAUUCUGGUGACAAGAACACUGCAGAUGAUUCUUACAUAUUUCUGAUUAAUUGGCUCGAGAGAUUCCCUCAGUACAAAAAUAGUGACUUUUACAUUACUGGUGAAAGUUACGCCGGACAUUAUGUUCCUCAACUUGCUUAUAAGAUCCUUAUUAACAACAAAAUAACAAAUCAAACCGUGAUCAAUAUCAAAGGGAUCGCUAUUGGAAAUGCAGUGAUUGAUAAUGAAACAAGGUUGAAAGGAACGUAUGAUUAUUGGUGGAGUCAUGCUAUGAUUUCAGAUGCAACACAUGACGCCAUAUUGAAGUAUUGCAAUUUUUCAAAUGAUUCGUUAUCUGAAAUAUGUGAAAAUAGUACAGACAAAGCUAUGAAAGAGUGGGGACAUCUCGAUGUGUACAACAUUUACGCACCAAUUUGCUUGAACCCUCAUCAACGAAAUGCCUCUGCUACAACUGGUUCCAUAAAUGAAUUUGAUCCUUGCUCGGAAUAUAUCCUGAUAGACUAUCUCAAUAACUCUGCUGUUCAAAAGGCGUUGCACGUGAAACCAACAUCAUGGGAUUUAUGCAGUGAUGUUAUCACGGGCUGGAAUGACCAUGCGACUACCAUCCUCCCAAUCAUAAAGUAUCUUAUUUCAAAUGGCCAAAGGGUAUGGGUCUUCAGCGGUGAUAUAGAUGCUCGUGUUCCUGUUACUACUUCUAGGUACGCAAUUAACACCCUCAAUCUUCCGAUUGAGACUGCUUGGAGACCAUGGUACCUCAACAAAGAGGUUGGGGGGUAUUUAGAGGAAUAUAAAGGACUGCUUCUGAUCACUGUUAGGGGUGCAGGCCAUACCGUUCCAAGCUACCAACCUCAACGUGCAUUGACAUUGUUCUCGUCAUUCCUUGGAGGGAUGCUCCCUCCUUCCUCAUAA